UUUGCUAUUUUCAGAUACGAUCAAUUGCCGAUAUAUUUCCGACGACGACUCUGGCUCUACUCGAUUCCUGCCUGAUCACUGCCACAAGAGACUCGCCUGGGCUGCUGGGUCCCCAGUUAGCUGUAGCAGCCGCUGGCUUAGCAAUAUUCCCCGUCAUUUCUCUUUUCGUCUCAAAUUUGACAUCGUUAUUUUUCGAAGUCACAUUAUCAGCAUAUGCAUCACCGAUCCUCAUGUUUGCUCUCCUGUCUCUUGGUGCAGCUCUAAUUGUUAUAUUCGACAAAUCAAUGCCUCUAUCUCCCGUAGACUACUGGCUGCAUUCAGGAUCGAGCUACUUCAACUUCAAAGGUGGCGGAGGCGAAAUCACCGUUAUCCUAUUCAUCUUAGUGCUUCUGGGAACAUUCUGGAGUUGUCUUGACUCUUACCUACCUUGGUAUCUGGUUCUGGAAUUGGAGGGCAACGAUCUGCUCCUUGCUUUGACAUUCGUGGCGGGGGCCCUCCCUUCCCUUCCGUUUCUCUGGUUCGCUGAGACUAUAGUCUUCUAUUGUGGCCACACUAAUCUAUUCAUCACAGCUUUCACAUUCUACAUAAUUCGAUAUACAGGUCUUCUCUUCUUCAGUAAUCCGUGGUGGAUCUUACUUUGUGAGGGUCUGGAAGUUUUUACUCUGAGUAUCAUGUGGGCCUCUGCAAUAUUGUACAUAAGACAAGUAAUACCAAGGCAUUUGACUACUGUUGGACAAUCUCUGGCUGUUAUUGCACAUUUUUGUCUCGGCAGAAGUAUAGGCGCUGUGCUUGGCGGUAUUCUCAGCCAGAACGACUCUCUGAUACAGGUGUACAGAGUGUGCGCUGUGGUGGCAGCGUUUGUCGCCACUGCCUACUACAUCAUCUAUUACUGCUGCAUCAAACCAAAGUGCCUCAAGCCUCCGACGCGAGGAUAUAGAAAUCCUCAUAAUGCAAUGCAAGGUUCAAAUACGAAUGGAACAUAUACUCCACUGAAAGUCUACAAUAAACAAGGAGAUAAAGGUUCAAAUAAUCAAGCGAGUCGCUACUGAAAUGCAUUGCAGAGGAAAAU
Messenger RNA from Nilaparvata lugens (brown planthopper), 1069 nucleotides. Its product is annotated as major facilitator superfamily domain-containing protein 6-like. Gene Ontology annotation, cellular component: membrane. The record is from RefSeq and is a predicted model, not a curated record. The transcript is spliced from 6 exons. Bases 231 to 1049 code for a protein of 272 amino acids. NCBI's taxonomy places the organism in Eukaryota, Metazoa, Arthropoda, Insecta, Hemiptera, Delphacidae.